AGUUACACCCAUGAAACAAGAUAUUUUCUUUACCCAACAGGUUCUAUGGAGAUUUCAUGGCAAGAAACCAGACACCUUGGGACCCAAUACUCGGCUGUACAAGUGGUUGCCCCAGAAUGACCUUCUUGGUCACACAAAAACCAAGGCUUUCAUAACUCAUGGUGGAGCCAAUGGCGUCUAUGAGGCCAUCUACCACGGGGUCCCCAUGGUGGGCAUCCCUUUGUUUGCGGAUCAACCAGACAACGUUGCUCACAUGAAGGCCAAGGGGGCAGCUGUUAGAGUGGACUUCAGCACAAUGUCAAGUACAGAUUUGCUCAGUGCUUUGAGGACAGUCAUUAAUGACCCUAUGUGAGUAUAUUAAUUUUUUUGCUAGGU
Messenger RNA from Microcebus murinus (gray mouse lemur), 375 nucleotides. The record is from RefSeq and is a predicted model, not a curated record. Lineage: Eukaryota; Metazoa; Chordata; Mammalia; Primates; Cheirogaleidae.